Molecule: messenger RNA, 2621 nt
Organism: Formica exsecta
Lineage: Eukaryota; Metazoa; Arthropoda; Insecta; Hymenoptera; Formicidae
Exons: 8
Biological process (GO): cell fate commitment; negative regulation of transcription by RNA polymerase II; positive regulation of transcription by RNA polymerase II
Cellular component (GO): nucleus
Molecular function (GO): zinc ion binding; DNA-binding transcription factor activity, RNA polymerase II-specific; RNA polymerase II cis-regulatory region sequence-specific DNA binding
Source: RefSeq, a predicted model, not a curated record
AAAUGUUGCACUAUACUCAAUUAGCGUUAUCGAUUUUGGUUGGACAGUGCUAUUGUGCAUAGCCUCCAAAUUGUAUUUAAUUGCUAACAGUCGCAUUCGCUAAUUAUUUUAAAUGAUUUGUAUAAUGGAAAAUAUUGAAGAUAUCAUAGCGCUACAGCAGCAGUGUCUCGCCGGAACGCUCCCUUGUAGCGCUACAGUAGCGUUACUGUAGCGGUGUCUUACCAAAACGCACUCAUUGUCUAUGGCUUAUGCUCUAGUACUUUCUACAAUAUUUUCCAUGAGACUCGCCAUCUAUGUAUCACGUGAUACACGACAGUGCGUGUACUGUGCCGCUGACAAUGAACCGCAGCGGUGACUGUGAUAAGUGAUUCGCGUAAACGCAUUCUUAGAUCGCUCGAUCCGAAUAUAUAGUGGCAGUGGAGAAAGAUAGCACAUCGGCCGCUGAUAGAAGGAGCAUCUCUUGAUGAUUCGCGCUUUACGUGAGCCUCAGGCAAGCCGGAGUAGCUCGCAAUUAUGUUCGAUGUACCACAGAAGUUCUAUGAGCUGUGUCGCCUUUGUUUAUCCCCGGACGGUGUCAAAUGUUCCAUAUUCGAGGAGGAGGGCAUUCAGCGAAGUUUCGCCGAAAAGAUAUUAGCGUGCUUGUCAAUCACGGUAAAAGAUGGCGAUACCUUACCGUCAAUUAUUUGCCAUCGAUGUGUAUAUAAAUUGGACGUACUGCACAACUUCCGAGAAGUGUCGCAAAAGUCUGACAUUAUACUUAAACAGUACCUGGACUAUGCCAAGCAAUUGUCAUCUUCUGAUGAGCAGAAAGAGACUCUCUCCACUGCCAAAAUAGUAGGCGAAAGCCCUCUACAAUCGUUCCUCGAGUUAAAUAGGACAUUAUUCAAUGAGGAGUCUAACUCUGAGCCAGCCAGCAUUAAUCAAAACAUAAUACCUCAAACUCUAACGCAUCAUCUACAAUUGCAAAACAGUGAUAUGCCAGAACAUGAAAAUAUUAAGUGCGAACCAGAGGAUGACACAUGCUCGAACAGCUCUGAUCCUGAACGACUAGAAAUUGAGGAUCGUGACGAGCAGGAAAUUGAAAGCGAAGAAAAUGGUUAUGACAUGACUGUUAACAAGAGAAUUAAAAUUGAGGACAAUUAUGAUGGCUCCGAAUCCAACACAGCAAAUUGUAGUCCAGUUAAUAGAAUGGAUACCCCAGAGAGCAAUUGUUCCGAUAGUAACAUUGACCAUGAAACGACGAAGCUGUGGCAAGCUUUAGCUAGUAAUAGAAGUUUGGAAAUCACACGAACAAAUGGUGAUAAGUUAAAUAAUGGAUUUACCGGCGAAGCCACAAAUCUGCUACGUUCUUUGAUUAACAAUAGGCAGAUUGGUAUUACCGCUAUUGAUUCAGAAAAAAUAUCUCCGCAAAUCAAAUUCUAUAGGGAUACGCAGGGUACAACUAUAGAAAAUACGCUAACUGAUUUUCCUGUGCUUGGUAAUCGUACGAAUAUAGCAACUUUAGAAAAUAAGGUAAGUGAGAUUUGUUUCUCUGUAUAGAGUGCCUCAAUAGAUAGUAACCCAUCUAGCCCUGCCAGUAUCGGUCGUAAGGAAAUGACGAUAGCGACGAAAGGUCGUAGAAAGCAAAGCUAUCCCAGUAAGGCUCCAGCGAGUCCGGACAUUGUCGCCAAUUACCAACAUGAACCCAACAAUGAAGAGCAGGCUCAUGAUUUUACUACAUGGUCGAACAAGAUAAAAGGAAAGAUGGACGAUCAAAAACAAUUCGAUCAGCAAAGUGGCAACAUUGCAAAGAAGGUCGACAUGUCUUGCACAAAUUGUGGCACUAUGACAACAACCAUUUGGAGAAGGAAUAUGAAGGGCGAGAUGGUGUGCAAUGCUUGCGGGCUGUAUUACAAACUACAUGGUGUUAAUCGCCCGGUUACUAUGCGAAGAGAUACUAUACAUACGCGCAGACGUAGACCCAAAGGCGAGAAACCAACGAGACACAGGAAAAAAGGGGACGCAGUCUUAGCAUCUCAAUCAACAACGGAACAAAUGGAUGCCGAGAGUGCAGAUAUGUUGGCGGCUCUUCGACGACAAAUUCAACCUCAUCUGAUGAUGGCAGCAUUGACGCCUGCACGAAUAUCCAGUGGUCAUCCGCCUGCGCCUGUCACUUACUCAAUACCUUUGCCUAGUUACAUGAUUCACCAACAUACGAAAGCCGAGGAGCGUGUACAGCGACAUCUAUCUAUGGAUACUGAAGAAACGGAUGAAGGUGACGAGGAAAACGUUUCUGAUGUUCCUUUGAAUUUGGUGGCAACUUCACUUUCAGAGGAGACGCACUAAGAAAGAUCUUGGGUUUAUCAUCUAGGUAUGCUAACGAAAACUUUCUAAGACGGUGUAGUCGUUUUUCGAUGACGUACGUUCACUCCGAAUGAAUGUCCAUAUCUUGGCAAACUUUCCCAGUAAUUUUUCUCGAAAAAUUAUUUAUACCGGGGAUUGUAACAAUGUUCCGCGAAAGAUAGUCGGCAAACUCACGCCACGACACAGCGUGCAUAAUGGAACGAGAUGAUAUUAAUUACGCAGUAUUAAUUAUUCAAGAUGUACAUACACACACACACACACACACAAACACAGAGAGA